AUGUCUAUGUCUGCAGAGCAAAGGUUCGCUCUCAUCAGUGAGAAUCUGGGUGAAAUUCUCAACCCAGAACUGAUUGAGAGUAUUCUCAAAGAGGGUCGCAGCCCUCGUAUCUACUGGGGUACCGCUACCACUGGCCGUCCUCACUCUGGAUACUUUGUUGCUGCCUUGAAGAUUGCCCAGCUCCUUGCGGCAGGAUGCGAGGUGGUCAUUCUCCUCGCCGAUGUGCACGCCUUCUUGGACUCGAUGAAGGCCCCUCUCGAGCUGGUCGAGAAUCGAGUGAAAUACUAUGAGAAGGUCAUUCGGGCCAUUCUCGAGGCUGUCGGUGUCUCCACCGAUAAGCUCGAAUUUGUCCUCGGCAGUUCCUACCAGCGCAACUCCGACUAUGUUAUGGAUGUCUACCGGCUGGCUGCGUUGACUUCCGAGCACGACUGCCGCAAGGCCGGUGCUGAGAUCGUCAAGCAAUCUACAAACGCCCCCAUGAGUGGACUGCUUUACCCGAUCCUGCAGGUCCUCGAUGAGGAGUACCUCAAGGUCGAUGCUGAGCUCGGAGGUCUCGAUCAGCGCAAGCUCUUUGUGGCUGCUACGGAAUGGCUUCCCAAGCUUGGUUACCGCAAGCGAGCUCACUUGAUCACACCCAUGGUCGCUGGAUUGAGUGGUGGUAAGAUGAGUUCCAGUGUCGAAGAUAGCAAAAUUGAUCUUCUCGACCCGCCAGAGGCUGUGGCGAAGAAGAUUCGCAAGUCCGAAGCGGCGCCCAAGAUUGUGGAGAACAACGGCAUCAUCGCCAUGGUUGAGUUUGUUCUUCUGCCCGCAGCCGGCCUCGCGGGUAAGAAGGAAUUCCGCGUUGAACGCCGGGACGCUGAACCCUUGAUCUACACCGACAUUCAACAACUCAAGGACGACUAUGCCAACGAUGUCUUGACCCCGCAAUUCCUCAAGCCCGCGGCGGCCGAGGCUUUGACUCGUCUGAUGGCCCCCAUCUACGAUGCUUACCAGGCCUCUCCAGAAUGGCAAGAAAUCACGCUCAAGGCCUACCCUCCUCCUGUUGUGCAGAAGAAGCAGAAGAAGGUCAAGGAUAGGGGCUCGCGUCACCCCGGCGCUGCUCCAGGACAGCAGGCGGAGCAAACCCAACAAGAGCUCCCUGAGAGACCCAAGGAGCAGUAG
Messenger RNA from Penicillium diatomitis, 1161 nucleotides. RefSeq names its product tyrosine--tRNA ligase TYS1. Gene Ontology annotation, biological process: tyrosyl-tRNA aminoacylation. The coding region runs from base 1 to 1161 and encodes 386 amino acids. The record is from RefSeq and is a predicted model, not a curated record. The transcript is spliced from 6 exons. Gene Ontology annotation, molecular function: tyrosine-tRNA ligase activity; ATP binding. Lineage: Eukaryota; Fungi; Ascomycota; Eurotiomycetes; Eurotiales; Aspergillaceae.